UCUCUCUGCAUGUUCUCAUGGAAUCUCAGAAUCUCAAACAACGAAUUAGAGAUGAAUCCACCAAAAACACAACUAAUGUUGACAACAGCAACAACAACAUCAACAAGAACAGGAGAGCCAAGAGAACGGUCAUGGCGAAACGCGGCCUUCGUUCAUUAACCCUCGCGGUUGCCUUCCCUCUCUCUCUAACCCUCUUCACAAUCUACUGCUCUGCAGGUUCCGGUAGCAUUCAUGGCAAACUAGCGAAGAAGCCUUUCUUCUGGGCUUUACACUUGGCUUCUCUGGCUUCUUCUUUCCUCAUGGGUCUCUCCGCUUGGCUUGUUUGGGCCGAGGGUGGGUUUCAUCGUCAGCCCACUGCUUUGUAUCUAUAUCUAGCCCAACUCAUUCUGGGCCUUUCUUGGGCCCCCAUCACAUUCACUUAUGGAGCAACUAGGUUUGGGUUAAUCGUAUGUGUUUCCCUCUUUGGGGCUCUUGUAGGUUGUUCUCAAAGCUUUAGGAGAAUGAAUCCAAUCGCUGCUGAUCUUGUUAAGCCUUGUUUGGCUUGGGUAGCCUUCAUGACAAUUGUAAAUUUUAAGCUUCUUUACGUUUGAAGUUGGCUAUUUGGUUUUUUUUUUU
Molecule: messenger RNA, 615 nt
Organism: Telopea speciosissima
Lineage: Eukaryota; Viridiplantae; Streptophyta; Magnoliopsida; Proteales; Proteaceae
Product: translocator protein homolog
Exons: 1
Coding region: 18-590 (190 amino acids)
Cellular component (GO): membrane
Source: RefSeq, a predicted model, not a curated record